GUCGUCCUGUUGCACGUUAUGGAUUGCCCUGUUUCGUUCUUCAUGCGGUUGUCUCGGUGGAGCAUUCUGCCGUAAAGAAACGAAUUUAGGAAUUUUUGGCAUGAGCAAUAUGGUGCGGAGUUCCUCAGAUUGAAUCUGUUAGGGAUAGUGAUUUGAGCUGCGGAAACACCGGAUGAAAGUGGGAGCAAGAUCAUUGGAAUUGAGUAGUGGAUAGGAGCAGGUUUUAUCGGGUGUCACCAUUUUUGGGUUCAAAUUUGUCUAUGACAAUUGGCCCAAGGUGACCACACAUUCAUGGCCCGCGUAUGUAUUAUGCAAAUCGUACCCUCGUCUGUUCCUUUGGGUACAGAAAAUGCGGCAGUUAGUGGAGGGAUGGGUUGCGUGUCUCGGGUGCUGCUUUCACCGUACGCAGGAUUUCAGAUUCCCGCUAUACGUAGGAACACGGCCUUUUUGCCGAAGACGGGAGUCAGUCUACGAACCUCUUUGUCUUUGCAGGGACGUACCUCGGAGAAAUGUAGGCAUCCUAUGAUUACUGCAUUGAGCGACGAUUCAGCUGGAAAAAACGGCAGUGCGAACUGUGGAAAUGGGAAAGCUGCAUUUGAAACUCUAGAUGUCAUUCAUGAGGAGGAUGCUAGGCCUGCAGUUGAUGACCGAACUUCCGUCGACUCUUCUGCCGGACAACCUUCCAUGAGUUUCGCUGGGGAUCAACGUGACGUCAGAGGUGUAUUCCCCAGCAUUGUUCCCAGCGUUUCCAACAACACACAGAAUCUGACCGGAAACGAAAACUCAUCGAAAGGGCCAACUUCAGGAAGCGUUACAUUAUUUUCUGGGCAUGACAAAUCAGUUUUCCUCAAUUCCAGUGACUAUGAUCCUACAAAGACGCGAAGGGCCUCCCCAGUUGAAAACGGUGGCAGUGUGGAUGGGGACGAACGAAAUGAGAGGUACUUCAAGGAAUCCGAGAAGCCAUCGUUUGUGUCCCUUGUCUGGGAGGCUGGCGCGAAGAUCGAAGGAGUCACAACUGAUGUAAGGCAAGAAGAAAAUGAGCCUAACGAGCAAAGUCUAAGUUUGAUAAUUGACGAGGAUUAUCGUGCCAGAAAGGAUGAAACGAUAUUUCAUUGUUUCUGGAUCUGGUCUAGAGACUCCGCAUCCAAUAUUUGGGCUUGGGCCCAAACUGUUAUCAGGUCCACCGUCUUUAUUCUCGGGCGCCAUAACCAACGGUGGAAAGCCUUCUGGAAGCAAGCUUUGUUGGGGGCCCAAGUCCCUCGGCGUUUUUCUGAAGCGAAAGAAGUGUGGUCCAGUAUAGGCGAUGCGACUCAGAGGACUCUUUGGCUUCCCAGAGAAGAUGAUGCCUUCGACAUCUUUUUUCGGAACAUGAUCGAGAUUCAAAAAAACAUUCUGCAGAUGACGGCAGUACAAGGGAAACUCGCCUGGAUUAGACUCCAGCAACAAUAUUAUAGGAAACUUAUGGCAUUGGAAGAAAUUCUGGCCACAUUUCCAAACUCCGAAGACGAGUUGAACUCACGAGAGGUCGAGCUGCUUGCUUACACCGAGAAGCUCCUGACUCAAGCUAAGAUGAACCAAGAAGCAUAUGCCAGCAGUCAAGAGGCCCUGAGUACUGCAGAAGAGAUGGUUUUCCACCUCCAGACUCAGGUAGAUGAGCUGAAGGAGGAUGUGGUUUCGAGAGAUAACCUCUUAAGAUUACUACAAAAGGAAGGAACUCUGUCUUCUCAAUCUCUCCAGAGAGCCGCCCAGUCGCUGCAAGACGCUGAAAAAAAAAUGGUAGAGCUGGAGAGACGAGUACAUGUAGGUGAGGACCUACUAUAUAAAGAGAGGGACAAGCUCACAGCAGCUCUAAGAACAGCUGGGUUACAUGAGCAUGCACUCAAGAUCGCAGAACUCAAGGUGGCAGAACUCACUGCCGAAGUUACAUCUCUGAAGGAGUCUUUAGGUACGGGAAAAGGUGUCGAGCAACUCACCGCACAGGUAAAGACAUUAGAGCAAGAGCUGAGGUCAAGAGACCGUCUACUGCUGGAAAUCAAGGAGGAGACCUUACGCAGCACGGAGGCAUUAAAACUAGCAGCUCAGAUCAAACAGGAUCUUAACGCAACGAGACAAAGGGAAAUCCAUCUUACACAAACUUUAGAAGCUGCGAAUGAGAAGAUCAAGGAACUUGAAGGACAACUGGCUCAUAAUGUUCGUGCUACAAGGGCGGAGGGGAUCUUGAAACAAAGUCAGAAGAUGUUGAGCGAGGUCAAGUCUGAAGUGGAGCUUCUCCGACAAGGAGUUGAAGCAAGAGACAGGGCCAUCAACAUCAUGAAGGAUGAAGUGGACACGAACAUAGAUCUUCUUCGAUCCGCAGCACGCAAUCGAGAGGAAUUGCGCAACAUGAACCGACAUGUUGGGGAGCUGCGAAUGGAGUUGGAGUCUAGAGAUGCGAAGUUAUCUAUGAUGCGGGAGGAGAUGGCUCUGAUCAUCGACCUGGCCAAGAAGCAACAGAGUCCAAGAAAAUCUAGAUCUAAAACCAUUGCACAAUCACCUGCAACCUCUACUUCCUCAUCGUCUCCGGUGGACGUUGAGGAGUUGAAACCGAAGAGAAAGACCCCAGUACGAAAGUCUAGAGAGUCUGGAACGUCCUCGUCUCCGGCUCGAAAGCCUAACGGAACACGACGGACCACUCGAUCUCCUCCUCAACUCCCGUGAUGUAAUUCCUUGGUACAAUGUAGCUCUACAUUCUAGUGAUCUGCAUCGAUAUUUUUUGUCAAAGCACUUCGAGGUCCUCACUUUGGCGUAAGAACACUGGUUUCCAAAUGCGCCCAUCGUUUUGAUGAAUGAUGAGGAUUGGUGAAAGUCUGAACCGGAGGAUUUGGAACAGUUGAAUCGGAGCAUUCAUUUGACAGAAAUUUCCAACAUCACCUCAUGUGGGUAUUUUGGUCUGAAGCCGGUUGAGCAUUGCGAUCUGUCUGGAAGCCUGAGCUCUCCGCGGAUCGUUCCAUGAUCGUUUUCGCGAUCCAUCCGUCCAUAGAUUCGACUCUCGUGUCACGCGAUAGAGGGUCAGCUUUUGAAGCUAAAAAUUUUGACCAUAUGAGUAUGUAGUUCAAUUUCCAUGGGUCACAUUCUGUGCCCGAGGAACCACCAGAGUAGGGGCUUAGAUUCCCAUGUUAACCGGUACAUUGACAUUUAAUUUAACAGUACACAUGAAAACGUAUGUACGAGGUACAUAAAUAAACUUCUUUGGUCCUGAAGUUAUGUUUCACAAAGUGUUUGCCGAAUCGUGAGCGAGUCGCUGUGACGGAUGCGGCGAGCGAGGAAACGUCCACCAAAUCAGGAGAUCGAGCUUGUGAAAUGUUCACGUCAGUCUGCGGUCUUUCCCGUAAAUGUCCUAGUGGUAUGCAUGGACUCUCUCAGAUGAAGGACAUUAUCUUGCAAGCAUGUCAUCACUCCAUAAACAUUUCGCCUUCCGGAAUCUCAUCACGUUACCGCGGUCAGAUUUGUGUGAG
Messenger RNA from Marchantia polymorpha subsp. ruderalis, 3494 nucleotides. NCBI's taxonomy places the organism in Eukaryota, Viridiplantae, Streptophyta, Marchantiopsida, Marchantiales, Marchantiaceae. The record is from the annotation of a GenBank genome assembly.